This is a messenger RNA of Bombina bombina (fire-bellied toad), 1168 nucleotides long. RefSeq names its product transmembrane and ubiquitin like domain containing 1 (gene TMUB1). The transcript is spliced from 3 exons. NCBI's taxonomy places the organism in Eukaryota, Metazoa, Chordata, Amphibia, Anura, Bombinatoridae. Bases 111 to 794 code for a protein of 227 amino acids. Gene Ontology annotation, molecular function: protein binding. The record is from RefSeq and is a predicted model, not a curated record.
UGACCUUCCCAUUGGUUAUCUGGGAAGUCUAUUCGGAUUGGCCCUUGGUCACCACGGAAACGCAUCCUUUAAGCAGUUAAAUCUCAACUGCUAUACCGUGUGACUCGUCCAUGGCUCUGAUAGAAGGGAUUGGAGAUGAGGUUACUGUCCUCUUUGGGCUACUUGUUCUCUUGCUCGUGCUGGUCUUGGCCUGGGUAUCCACACACACCAGUGAGCGCACACAUUUACCGUGGGCAUCGCCCUCAGGAGAGUCAGCGGGCAGCUCCCAGGAAGACGACCAGAGAGGUGACCCAUCUGAUGCCAUUAACUCUGUAAAUACUGAGCCAAGCCCUAGUGCCACUGCUGAGCCAGGAGAGGACGGCAGCACUAUACAGCUGCGGCUGAAGUUCCUCAAUGAUACAGAGAGACUGGUGACCGUUCAACCCUUGCACACCAUCGCACACAUCAAGAGGACACAUUUUCCAGGCCAGGAGCAGCGUGUUCGCCUAAUUUACCAAGGCCAGCUACUUCGUGAUGAUUCUCAGACAGUGUCUUCACUUCAGCUACGUGACGGUAGUGUGCUGCACUGCCACAUCUCCCAGUAUACUGCAGGGCCUGGUAUGGGGGGACAAGAGGUAGCCCAGGUCCCUUUGAAUAUUGGCAAUCUUCUGGUGCCAGUUCUUGGUUUAGUCUUGGGUAUGAUGUGGUACUGUCAGCUCCAAUAUCCCCACUUCUUCACCAGCACAGCCACCACCUGCCUUGGAGGACUCACGCUUCUUGCCAGCGCUUUUGCUUUUUCCUCGUAUCGCAGAUAGUGGUAAGGUGUCCCAGAGAUGUCUUCAGGGAAGUGUUUAUGCCCAGUCCUGCAGAUAGAAGGAUCCUCUCUCUACUCGCUGCUCAGUGGAAUGUCUAUUCUUGGUUAAAACUCUACAGGAAAAUCUCUUUUUGGACUCCAUAAUGAUGUCUGCUUCAAUGAGGUGUAGCAUAGGGGACUGAAUUACUCGGAUUCUAUUCUCCUUUGUCUUUAUACCCUCAGGGCCACCCCCACCCAUAUGUGACUCUCAGAAUACACAGCUGAUUGUACAACCGACAUAUUCAGAGCCACAAACCCUAUUCUCUAUUCACCUGCAGAAUCAUACACAAGAGAGUAACAGGAGAGGAUAGAAAAUAAAAUAUCAAAUGAUAAAAA